UUUUUUUUCUUAAAGCCAUCUAUUCUUAUGUGGGAACAUUAAUAGGCAUUUUUAUGCACUGAAGUGAUUUGGAGGUAAAUAAAUGAGUGUGUACAGAUGUAGAGGUGGUCUAGAAGUACAUGCAUUUUAUUCUGACAGGAAAAGUGCGCUUAGUUUUUCGGUAUUAACGCUAAAAGGGCGUUGCGCAAAUUUCACCCAAACAGUAAAAGGAAGGGUGUGCGUCACUCUCUGUGGUCGUACUGUCCUGAUUAUGUAACGUUAAGUAUCUGCUGGCUACCAUCCUCCGUUCAGAAGUUAUUAGAGCCGAAAAGUCGAAUAUCAAAAAUGAAACUAACUUUACCGUGAACUGCUCGUGUCCAUGGCAUCAGAGACAGAUGAAGCACUCUGUGUUAAUGAACGCCAAACCGAGACCCCCUCUUCCGUCACCCCCCAUAAAAAAACACAAAAACUUUUAAACUUAUCUAGGAAGAAACUGGUGUCUUUGGAAAAACAGCGCAUUUUGGGAGUUGUGGAUGAGUGCAUCAGUUUGAUGGAGCUGGUGGCCCUGCUGCCCUCUGAAUUAACCCACCCUGAGAGCCUCUCUGUAAGCCUCAGAGCAGAAAUGACCAGGGCCCUCACUGAGGACCUGCAUCUGUCAAAAGCAUACCAGGACCUGAGCCUGGACCCUGGAGCCAAAGGACAGGAAGCAGCUGCUAAAGCAGUGCAAGAUUCAUUACUGAACAUUUCACGGCUGCUGAGGGCCUGUCCUACUGCAAAGGUGGGGCUAAAAGGGGCAGGAUCUAUUGAAGAAGAUAGAAAAGGUGUAGAGGAGAUGUUAGAAUGGUUACAGGACAAUAGAGUUGUCCUACUAAAGCGGCUAUUUAUGACACCUAUGGAGGAGAGGGUACGCAUUCAGCGCAUGCAGGAAGACACUCUGCGUCACAACAGCAACCAAAAGGUGCUUGCCACUCUGGAGAAGGAAGCUGCUGCAGCGGUAAAGGACAGGGAUAAAGAGAUCAGUUGGAUGAACAAAGUGAUUCAGUGGCUGAGGAGUUCUAUACUCAAGACAGAGAAAUGUUCAGACGAUUUUGUUGUGCGAAAGCAGAAGGAGGCUGAGAGACACGAUGAAUCAGUUCAGAAAACCUCAGAGCUGAAACAGACACGACUCCAGGAGGAAGUCAAUCAGCUGAAAGUUCAGCUUAAAAACCUCAUCAUACAACACAGAGAUGCAGAGUUGGCACUGCGCAAGAAAAGCUACAAGGUGGAGACUGAGGUGCAAAAUUGGAUUGAAAAAUAUGAUGCUGAAAUGGGAGAAAAACAGACGAAGCUGGAGGAGAUAACUCAGAUUCAUGAGGAAGAGAUGGCUGAGCUGAGUGAGCUGCAGGAGUACUAUGCAGUGCGGGAGCUGGAAUUCUCAAAGAUCAUGGAGGAGCACAGGAUAGAACAGGAAAGAAGAGAUGAGGAGGAGAGGGAGAGGGAGGUGCAGAGUCGUGCAGCCAUUAUCAUCCAGGCCUUCUGGAGAGGGUGGUGCGUCCGCAAGGCCAUGAAGGCCAAAACCAAGGGCCAGAAGAACAAAAAAGGAAAAGGGAAAAAAGGAAAAUGAGCAAUGGCUACUUAAAACCAUUUAUUAAAGCAAUACAAUCAUUUGGGUAAAGAAAUAAAACGGACUAAAUCUUAACUAGUAAUGUAAUUAUUAAGUCCACAUGUAAUUAUUGUUAUUAAUAUGUAGAAAGAAAAUUUUGCUCAAAGCACCAAUAAAUAAAACAAGAAAA
Astyanax mexicanus (Mexican tetra) is the source of this 1751-nucleotide messenger RNA. RefSeq names its product IQ motif containing D (gene drc10). Lineage: Eukaryota; Metazoa; Chordata; Actinopteri; Characiformes; Acestrorhamphidae. Bases 359 to 1582 code for a protein of 407 amino acids. The record is from RefSeq and is a predicted model, not a curated record. Gene Ontology annotation, molecular function: protein binding. The transcript is spliced from 5 exons.